Botrytis deweyae is the source of this 621-nucleotide messenger RNA. RefSeq lists its product as uncharacterized. Lineage: Eukaryota; Fungi; Ascomycota; Leotiomycetes; Helotiales; Sclerotiniaceae. Gene Ontology annotation, cellular component: extracellular region. Gene Ontology annotation, biological process: carbohydrate catabolic process. Gene Ontology annotation, molecular function: cutinase activity. The record is from RefSeq and is a predicted model, not a curated record. Bases 1 to 621 code for a protein of 206 amino acids. The transcript is spliced from 3 exons.
AUGAAGGUUUCACAGUCUCUAUCUCUUUUGCUCCUCCCUCUUACCGCGCUAGCCGCGCCAAUUCUCGAGGGCACUGGAAAUGUUAAAGCUGCAGCUGGAGCAUGCGCACCAAUGAUGCUUAUUUUUGCCCGUGGAACUACGGAAACUGGGACUAUGGGUACCGUGGCAGGACCUCCAUUAGUUGCUGCUCUUGGUAAAGCCGUUGGUGCUGGCAAUGUGGCUACCCAAGGUGUUCCAUACCCCGCCGAUAUCCCUGGAUUUUUGGCAGGAGGUGAUGCAGCUGGAAGCAAGAUGAUGGCUCAAAUGAUCACAACUGCCGUUACAAAUUGUCCCGAUUCCAAAGUCGUCAUGGCAGGUUACUCUCAAGGCGGUCAACUCGUACACAACGCUGCAAAAAUGGUUCCCGCAGCCACCAUGGCGAAAGUGAGCUCCGCUAUCAUUUUCGGAGACCCAAACAAUGGAAGUCCAGUCGCAGGCGUAUCAGCUGCAAAUACAAAAGUUAUCUGCCAUACCGGUGAUAACAUUUGCGCCCACGGAGAUCUUAUUCUGGCACCUCAUUUAACUUAUGGAAUGGAUGCCGGUACAGCUGCUGCUUUUGCUAAGACUGCUGCUGGUAUGUGA